CACAGGACGUUGGUGUGAGGAUGGGGGAUUCACAUGGAUCAGAGCAGGAGGUGAACACACAGGAAACUCCCUCAGUGAUUGGUGGAAAGCCGUCCCAGAUCAGACCUGAUCUCAGCGCACUGUUAGGAGAGAAGAUCGAAGUCAUCAAGGUAUUUCUUGAAUCAGGCAGACGGGACCAGGAGCAAACAAGUGUCACGAUGCUGACUGACGAGGUUUCACAAAUACAGGAGGUGAGGUACUGCCUGAAGUCUCUGAGGGAGCAGAUGGCAGCUCGACAUCACAACAACAAGAGUCCAGUUAAUGGGAUCCGAGUUAGUGUCCUCCGCAGCACGUCCCCCGUCCCCAGCUUCAGUGUGGACGGGCCUGUCCAGGAGACUCAGGACCAGGAGUGUGUGAGGCUGAGAGAGAUGACCAAACGUCUGUGUGUUCAACUGCAGGAGGCAGAAAAAAGGCACCAGGAGGAGAGCGAGGCACUGCAGGCGGAGAACAGAGAGUGCCUGCGGCGUCUGGAGGAGCAAAACCAGCGUCUGAGGCAGGCCCAGGUCGAGGCGGAGGGGCGGGGCCAACGCGUGGAGGAGCUGCAGAGGCUGCUGGGAGAUCUGAAGCUGGAGAACGCCAGCCUGUGUGAGAGAAUGUCUGCAGGAGAGGCCGAGCUGCAGGAGCUCCGAGCGCUGAAGGACGGGAGAGACGAGAAAAGGUGGGAGGAGUGUGUGUGUGUGUGUGUGUGUGUGUGUGUGUGUGUGUGUGUGUGUGUGUGUAUUAGAGAACUCCGUGAGUCUCAGAACAUUCUCCUUACAGACACCUUUUUCCCCGUACACACAGGUGUUUAUCCUGUAGCACUUCAUCAAAUGAUUUGUUUCUGCUGCAGAUGUGAACAGCUGGAGAAACAGCAGGCCGUCCUGAAGGAGAAAAUCCAUCACCUGGACGACAUGCUGAAGAGCCAGCAGAGGAAAGUGAGGAACAUGAUCGAGCAGCUCCAAAACUCUCGGACGAUGAUGGAGGAGAGAGAGCGUCUGAUUGGCGAUCUGCAAGAAAAAGUGUCUUUCCUGGAGGCAGAGAACAGAGAGAUGCGCGAUCAGAUAGAGGUCUGUCUGGGGGAUCAGACGCCCGGCUCUUUUCAGUUAGAGAAAGAUGCGCAGAUUGUUUACAGCAAACGUUUAACACCAACCAGUCCCGGAAACAAGACUCUGCCCUUCAUCAAAGUGAUCGAGAUCAAGACCUGAGCAGAUCCGGACUGUAACAUGAGAGGCGUGUGUGUGAGAGGCGUGUGUGUACAGUACACAUGGACCUGCUUAUACUGUUCAUAUGUUUUACAGAAUGCGGCCGUGCAGAGAGAAAUACAGGACACAACUCGAGAAAAAGACGAGCUUUUAACAGCUCAACUUGUUUAGUCAAAUAAAUGUAAUUAAUAGUAAUAAAAAAAAUUGUUGA
Clarias gariepinus (North African catfish) is the source of this 1431-nucleotide messenger RNA. It is a transcript of the gene tuft1b, whose product is annotated as tuftelin 1b. The record is from RefSeq and is a predicted model, not a curated record. The coding region runs from base 21 to 1223 and encodes 400 amino acids. Gene Ontology annotation, cellular component: intracellular anatomical structure. Gene Ontology annotation, biological process: intracellular signal transduction. The transcript has 10 exons. Lineage: Eukaryota; Metazoa; Chordata; Actinopteri; Siluriformes; Clariidae.